This is a messenger RNA of Fonsecaea erecta, 633 nucleotides long. RefSeq lists its product as hypothetical. The transcript has 4 exons. Lineage: Eukaryota; Fungi; Ascomycota; Eurotiomycetes; Chaetothyriales; Herpotrichiellaceae. The record is from RefSeq and is a predicted model, not a curated record. The coding region runs from base 1 to 633 and encodes 210 amino acids.
AUGGUGUACUAUUUCAAGUCGUCGGUAGUCGAUCCCCCGGCCUUUAUUUACGUCGGGAAGGACAAGGUUGAGAAUGAGGAUCUAAUCAAGUUUGGUUGGGACGAGGAUUUUCACGUUGACAACCUCUCGAGUGCCCAUGUCUACCUGCGAUUAAAACCUGGUGAAUCGUGGACCUCGAUUCCCCAGGCGUUGCUUGAAGACUGUGCGCAAUUGACCAAGGCCAACUCGAUUGAAGGCAACAAGAAAGACAAUAUUACAGUCAUCUACACGCCUUGGUCGAAUCUGCGAAAGGACGCCUCGAUGGCUACCGGUCAAGUAUCGUUUCACGACCCCAAGAUGGUGAAGAAGGUCCACGUGGCGGUGAGACAAAACCCCAUCGUCAACCGACUGAACAAGACUCGACAAGAGCGGUUUCCAGACCUGAGAGCGGAGCGGGAGGCAGACCAGAGAGAGAAACGCAAGGCAGAGAGGAUGGCACGGGAAGAGCAGAAGGCGAAAGAUCGCGACGAGAGACAGCGACGGGAAGAGCUCCGAUGGCAGAAGGAUCAUGCGUACGACGACAUGAUGCGGGAGGAGAACAUGGUGAGCAACCAGGACCGAGACCCGUCGUUCUUCGAGGACGACUUUAUGUAG